AUGACCAGGAACAGAGAGGACCAGGUCCAGAGAGGACCAGGAACAGAGAGGACCAGGAACAGAGAGGACCAGGGCCAGAGAGGACCAGGAACAGAGAGGACCAGGGCCGGAGAGGACCAGGAACACAGACGACCAGGAACAGAGAGGACCAGGACCAGAGAGGACCAGGGACAGAGAGGACCAGGAACAGAGAAGACCAGGACCAGAGAGGACCAGGACCAGAAAGGACCAGGAACAGAGAGGACCAGGGCCAGAGAGGACCAGGAACAGAGAGGACCAGGACCAGAGAGGACCAGGACCAGAGAGGACCAGGAACAGAGAAGACCAGAAACAGAGAGGACCAGGGCCAGACAGGACCAGGAACAGAGAGGACCAGGACCAGAGAGGACCAGGACCAGAGAGGACCAGGAACAGAGAGGACCAGGACCAGAGAGGACCAGGAACACAGACGACCAGGAACAGAGAAGACCAGGAACAGAGAGGGCCAGAGAGGACCAGGAACAGAGAGGACCAGGAACAGAGAAGACCAGAAACAGAGAGGACCAGGAACAAAGAGGACCAGGAACAGAGAGGACCAGGAACAGAGAGGACCAGGAACAGAGAGGACCAGGACCAGGGAGGACCAGGAACAGAGAGGACCAGGGCCGGAGAGGACCAGGACCAGAGAGGACCAGGAACAGAGAGGACCAGGAACAGAGAGGACCAGGGCCCGAGAGGACCAGGAACACAGACGACCAGGAACAGAGAAGACCAGGAGCAGAGAGGACCAGGGCCAGAGAGGACCAGGAACAGAGAGGACCAGAGAAGACCAGGAACAGAGAAGACCAGGAACAGAGAGGACCAGGAACAGAGAGGACCAGGAACAGAGAGGACCAGGACCAGAGAGGACCAGGAACACAGACGACCAGGAACAGAGAAGACCAGGAGCAGAGGGAAACCCAGGAGAGGAAGGAGAACACAGAGAGGACCAGGACAGGACAGAGAGACCAGACAGGAGGGACCAGAGAGGACCAGGCGGAGAGGACAGACCAGGAGGACCAGGACAGAGAGAGACCAGGAACAGAGAGGACCAGGGCCCGAGAGGACCAGGAACACAGACGACCAGGAACAGAGAAGACCAGGAGCAGAGAGGACCAGGGCCAGAGAGGACCAGGAACAGAGAGGACCAGAGAAGACCAGGAACAGAGAAGACCAGGAACAGAGAGGACCAGGAACAGAGAGGACCAGGAACAGAGAGGACCAGGACCAGAGAGGACCAGGAACACAGACGACCAGGAACAGAGAAGACCAGGAGCAGAGAGGACCAGGGCCAGAGAGGACCAGGAACAGAGAGGACCAGGACCAGAGAGCACCAGGACUAGAGAGGACCAGGAACAGAGAGGACCAGGACUAGAGAGGACCAGGAACAGAGAGGACCAGGAACAGAGAGGACCAGGAACAGAGAGGACCAGGGCCAGAGAGGACCAGGAACACAGACAACCAGGAACAGAGAAGACCAGGAGCAGAGAGGACCAGGACUAG
Molecule: messenger RNA, 1521 nt
Organism: Knipowitschia caucasica
Lineage: Eukaryota; Metazoa; Chordata; Actinopteri; Gobiiformes; Gobiidae
Source: the annotation of a GenBank genome assembly